Messenger RNA from Rhincodon typus (whale shark), 7083 nucleotides. RefSeq names its product zinc finger protein 721-like. Gene Ontology annotation, biological process: regulation of transcription by RNA polymerase II. The record is from RefSeq and is a predicted model, not a curated record. Lineage: Eukaryota; Metazoa; Chordata; Chondrichthyes; Orectolobiformes; Rhincodontidae. Bases 159 to 4565 code for a protein of 1468 amino acids. Gene Ontology annotation, molecular function: RNA polymerase II cis-regulatory region sequence-specific DNA binding; DNA-binding transcription factor activity. The transcript has 8 exons.
GCGAAUGGAGCAUGCGCAGGAUGAGGGCCUGCGAUGGAGGACGGUUCCUGAUCGGAUUUAAAAAUCGGUGAUUAGAAAAGGAGGACUUCCAGGCGGGAAACCGGAAACUAAACUUCACGGACAGUUCGCCCAAAGUUGUCCUAAGUGGAAUAUUGAACAUGGAAGGAGAAAGCUCCGUGUGCGGCGUAGAGAAAUCGCACGUGUGUUCCAGGUGCGGGCAAGGCUUCGCACAGUCUGACCUGUCCCAACAUAAGUGCGGUCGCACCGGGGAGAAGCCGUGGAAAUGCGCGGACUGCGGCAAGGGCUUCAGUUACCCAUGCUACCUGGAAUCCCACCAGCGCAGCCACACGGGGGAGAGGCAGUUCGCCUGCCCCGAGUGUGGGAAGCGAUUCGCUCAGUCGUCCAGCCUGCAGAAGCACCGGCGGGUCCACACCGGCGAGAGGCUGUUCCGCUGCUCGGCGUGCGGGAAGGGGUUCGCGGAAUCGUCCCACCUGCUGAGGCACCGGAGAGUUCACACCGGGGAGAGGCCGUUCGCCUGCGCCGAGUGCGGCAAGGGCUUCACCGAGCUGUCGAGCCUGCAGAGGCACCGGAGAACCCACAGCGGGGAGAGGCCAUUCUCCUGCACCGAGUGCGGCAAGGGCUUCACCGAUUCAUCCAUGCUGCUGACACACCGGAGGGUCCACACCGACGAGAGGCCUUUCGGGUGCCCAGACUGCGGGAAGCGCUGUAAGAGUUCCCGGGACCUGACGUCCCAUCGGCGGGUCCACACCGACGAGAGGCCGUUCCGGUGCUCUCGCUGCGGGGCCGGCUUCAAGACGUCGUCGGCCCUCACGAAGCACCAGCGGGUUCACACCGGGGAGAGGCCGUUCGCGUGCCCCCGCUGCGGGGCGAGCUUCAAGCAGUCCUCUCAGCUCACCGUCCACCAGCGGGUUCACACCGGGGAGAGGCCGUUUGCCUGCUCCGAGUGCGGGAAGGCCUUUGCUCAGUCGUCCCAUCUGCAGAUACACGAGCGGGUUCACUCCGAGGAGAGACCCUUCAGGUGCCCGGACUGCGGGAAGAGCUUCAAAAGCUCCGGGGAACUGAUGCUCCACCAGCGCGUUCACACCGACGAGAGGCCCUACCGAUGCUCCCACUGCGGCACCGGGUUCCGGAGAUCGUCCGACCUGGUAGAACACCGACGUGUCCACACCGGGGAGAGGCCGUUCACCUGCUCAGAGUGCGGGAAGGGAUUCACUCAGUCGUCCACUCUGCUGAGGCACCAACGCGUUCACAACAUGGAGAAACUGUGGAAAUGUGGCGACUGCGGGAAGGGGUUACGCUCCCCCUCGCAGCUGGAGAGCCAUCGUCGCAGUCACACCGGGGAGAGACCGUUCAACUGCUCGGAGUGCGGAAUGGGAUUCAGUCGGCUGUUCAACCUCCAGACGCACCGGCGCGUUCACACCGGGGAGAGGCCGUUCGCCUGCCCGGAGUGCGGCGAGAAUUUCACCAGGUCGGCUCACCUCCUGAGCCACCGGCGGGUCCACACCGGGGAGAAGCCUUUUGCCUGCUCCGAGUGCAGCAAGCGGUUCACCAAGUCGUCCAACUUGUUAAUACACCGGCGGGUCCACACGGGGGAGAGGCGCUUCACCUGCUCAGUGUGCGGCAAGGGCUUCAGCAAUUCGUCCAACCUGCUGAGGCACCAGCGGGUCCACACCGGCGAGAGGCCAUUCAGCUGCUCCCAGUGCGGCAAGGGCUUCAGCAAUUCGUCCAAUCUGCUGAGGCACCAGCAGAUCCACACCGGCGAGCGGCUCUUCAUCUGCUCCGCCUGCGGGAAGGUGUUCGCUCAGUUUCCCGCCCUCCUCAGCCACCAGCGACUUCACAAUGGAGAUAAAUGCAAAGGUGCUAUGGUGAAGCCAUGGAAAUGUGGGGAUUGUACAAAGGAAUUUCGUUCCCCAUCUGAGCUGGAAGCCCAUCGGCGCAGUCACACCGGGGAGAGGCCCUUUACCUGCUCCGUGUGUGGGAAGGGAUUCAGCAAGUCAUCCACCCUGCAGACACACCAGCGGGUCCACACCGGCGAGCGGCCUUUCACCUGCUCCGAGUGCGGGAAGGGGUUCAGUCACUCGUGGAACUUACAGACCCAUCGGCGGGUUCACAGCGGGGAGAGGCCAUUCACCUGCUGCGAGUGCGGGAAAGCCUUCAGUCGCUUGUGCAGCCUGCAGACGCACCAGCGUGUUCACACCGGGGAGAGGCUGUUCAUUUGCUCGGAGUGCGGGCAGGGAUUCACCGACUCGUCCAACCUGUGGAAGCACCGGCGAAUUCACACAGGGGAGAGGCCAUUCAUCUGCUCCAGGUGUGGCAAGGGGUUCGGUGACUCAUCCCAUCUGCUGACGCACCAGCGGGUCCACACAGGAGAGAGACCGUUCUCCUGCUCUGUGUGUGGGAAGGAUUUCACUCAGUUAUCUAACCUGCUGACCCACCAGCGAGUUCACACCGGAGAGAGGCCGUUCACCUGCUCUGUUUGUGGGAAGGGAUUCACUCAGUUAUGCAGCCUGCAGAAACACCAGCGAGUUCACAACCAGAUCCUCGACUCUGCCGCCAUAGUCCCGCUCCUGGCUCACCAGCUGGCCAACGCUGUAGCCAUUUUGCUGCCAGGACUUGGGCCUACAACGCUAAAGUCACCUCUGAAGCCGCUGCCGCUCUGGGCCUCAUCAAAACCACCUUCCUACCAACCGAGCUCUCCUGAGAAGCUUCGCCUUCAUUCACUCCGACCAAUCCCUCCAACUCGAUCUUCCAAUCCCGCCCCCCGCUUUCACGCCGGUUGGAUAGUGGAACAAUCAGUCUUCCAGCCCUGCCCCUCCGUUCACUCCGAUUGGUUUGAGGAACAGUCGAUCUCCAAGCCCCGCCCCUCUUUCGCCCCGAUUGGUGGGAUGGCCAGGCCGUCGAGUCCAGCCUUCCAGCCCCGCCCCCUCAUUCACUCCGAUUGGGUAGAGGACUGGUACGACAAGGAUGGUCCUCCAGGCCGGGCACCUUUUCCUAUUGGUCCCGUUACGCCGUCAAUCACCCGCGUACGCGACCAUGCGCAGUGCGUGUCCAAACUGGCUGGCUGGAGAUUCGGCGCCGGGGUCAGAGAGCGCCCUUUGGGAGGAGAAGGUAAGGAGCCUGCGGGGUCGGGCUGGGAGGUUACAUUAAUGCCUAACGAGGGCCUAAAAUACGGAUUAAAAUGCUGCGGUGCGACAUUUGGCGUGGCAAUGGCUGUCGGGGCUGUUAUUGAUAUUAGACCCGAGUUUGCAGCUGCCACCUGGAAAAAGCACCACAACGCAAAUACUGAAGUAAGGCUGUUCCAGUGCUUUGACUGUGGAAAGAGCUUUAAUGAAGUAAAUAGUCUGAAAAGAAUCACUUUGUUGACAGUUGGGCGAAGCUGUGCGAGUGUGUGUCAACGAGGUCUUCACCCAACCUCGAGGGAUAAGAACACAGGCAGCAUGGAGAGACCAUGGAAGUGUGAGGACUGCGGUAAGGGAUUUAAAUUUCCUUCCUUGCUGGAAAUCCAUCGGCGUACCCACAGUGGGGCCAGCGCGGCGGAGAGGCCCUGGAAGUGCGCGGACUGCGGCAAGAGCUUCGACUACCCGUCCCUGCUCCGCAACCACCAACGCAGUCACACUCAGGAGAGGCCGUGGAAGUGCAGCGACUGCACGAGGGCCUUCGCCGACCCGUCGCGGCUGGCCAGCCAUCAGCGCGUCCACACCGGAGAGAAACCGUGGCGGUGCGAGGAGUGCGGCAAGCGAUUUGAUUACCCCUCGCUGCUGGAGAACCACUGCCGCAGCCACACCGGUGAGAGGCCGUGGGAGUGCGACGACUGCGGCAAGCGGUUCAGCUACCGGCACCUCCUGAAGGCCCAUCGGCGCCACCACACCGGGGAGCGGCCCUUCCUCUGCUCGGAGUGCGGCAAGGGGUUCGCAAAGGUGGCCUGCCUCAUGAUACACCAGCGGAUCCACACCGAGGAGAGGCCGUUCGCCUGUGCCUACUGCGGCAAGAUGUUUCAGAACUCGGCCAAGCUUAACGCCCACCGGCGGGUCCACACCGGGGAGAGCCCGUUCACCUGCUCCGAGUGCGGCAAGGGAUUCGCUCAGUCCACCAGCCUGGUGUUACACCGGCGCAUCCACACCGGGGAGCGGCCCUUCACCUGCUCCGAGUGUGGCAAGGGCUUCACUCAGUCGGCCAGCCUGGUGUUGCACCAGCGGAUCCACACCGGGGAGAGGCCGUUCAGCUGCUCCGUGUGCGGGAAGAGAUUCAGGCGCUCCUCCACCCUGGCUGCCCAUCGGCGUGUGCACACCGGGGAGCGGCCCUUCACCUGCUCUGCGUGCGGCAAGGGAUUCACCCAGUCAGCCAGCCUCAUGUUGCACCAGCGGAUCCACACCGGGGAGAGGCCCUUCAGCUGCUCUGUGUGUGGGAAGCGAUUCAGGCACUCGUCCGAUCUCACCGCCCACCAACGCACUCACACCGGCGAGAGGCCGUUCGCCUGCUCGGUGUGUGGGAAGGGAUUCACUCGGUCACGCUACCUGCUGAAACACCAGCGAGCACACAAGUGACCGCAAGAGAUCAAACUCUGCUGUCACUUGCCACUUUUAAUCACCUCGGGACCGAGAAUGUAUCAUGGCAAAUAACCCUCAGACAGUCCAAUCGCUUUUGCUCCGGAAAACUGACCUCGGAUUACUCCGGAAGGGUAAAAUCUCUGUAAUGUUUGAGGAACACGUGAUUAGCUAAGCAAAAAAACAAAGUGAAAGAAGUGGAAAACAGAAACAAGAACAGGAGCUUGCUGGAAAAGCUCAGCAGGUCUGUGGAGAGAAAUUAGACUUAACGUUUCGGGUCCGGUGACCCUUCCUCAGAACGUGAAGCUAGCUGUUGUUCAGUUGCAACACAAGUGGAGUUCACUUCUAACCGGACUCUGCUGUCAGACCACAUUGUUUGUUACACACGUGAGAAAUUUGGUAUGUCAGUUUCAGUGCCGAUGUGGUGCCAACUACUUAAGGCUGUACAUCCCAAAGACGUGCGGAGCAUAUCAAACAACUUUUGACUGUUUUCAGAAAACAAGGUAGUGGCCAUAUCCAGCCAGCUGACUCUCGAACGCAGUGUCCAGUGUGAGAUGUCAUUCUGCAACUCGACAACAUUAGCUGAAUAAUCCUGAGCUUUGUAAAGAAUUACGUUGACAACCGACUUUCAGUUUUUCUGUCGUUCUCGUGGCAGCCGUACACUUGCAAUUGGCCUCCUAACCUCACUCCUUUUACACUGUUCUUUUUAUUUCAACAUUGACUGCCUGCCGGGAGACGAAACAACGCACAGGGUGGGGGAAUCGGGUCUUUUUGCUGCUGUGGAGAUGGGCAGCAGCGAUGAUCUCCGUUGUCUCCGGCAGGAAGGAAGUUCAGGUUUCCCGGAUGCCAACCGGGAAAAUGGGACCCCAGUGCGCGGCAAACAAUUUGUCGACCCGCCGUGGGAUGAAGUGGACCGCGACCAGGGAAGCUGGGGAGAGAUUGGAACGAACAGUAAAACGUUGACCCGGUCACUGGCCACAACCGGAUCAUCUGUUCCCUCGAUGGUUCGAUUUUGUACUCUCGAUCGCUCCACUGCUCUCUGGGUGGUGGAGGACACUGAGAAAUUGUUCCAAUCUGACAAGGUGACGUGCUGUUACUUCUGCCGUAACUUGCUGCUUUGGGUCAUGAUGCAAUUGCAGCCAUUUAGGGCAUCGGUAUUUGUAAUUGGUGGAGGGAGCGAAGUCAAACCCAACACCACGUUAGAAUAGAAUUCCAUGGAGUCGGCCAACGGGAAUCAUCGGAUUCUGAACACGGAAGGAUCGUACACGUGUUCCCUGCGCACUCGGAGCUUUGACCAACCGUCUGGCCCUGUCGGAACACAAAUGCGGUCACCGCGGCCAGGGAUGGUGGAAAUGUGGAGUCUGCUGGGAGGGGCUGCAAAUUCACCGGGCGCUGCCACGCUGGGAAGAGGCCGUUCUCCCACUCUGAGCGCAGCAAGCAAUUCGUUGAGUUGUCCCAUCUCGUGAUACACCGGCGGGUUUCACACCGAGGAGAGAUCCUGACUGUGGGGAAGUGCUGCAAAAGCUUCAGGGAGGGAGCUCAAGUCCCACCAGCAGGUCCACACCGACGUCAGGCCUUUCCGGUGCUCCCUGCUGCGGGGCUGGGUUCGACCGAUCUUCUCACCUAGUCGCCCACCAGCCAGUCAUACAGCACGGAAGCAGACCCUUCGGCCCAACUCGUCCAUGCCGACCAGGUUUCCUAACCCAAUCUAGUCCUGUUUGUCUGCGCCUGGCCCACAUCCCUCUUAAACCCUGCCUGUUCAAGUCCCUGCCCAAGUGUCUUUUAAAUGUUGUAGUUGUACUAGCCUCCACUACUUCCUCUGGCAGCUCGUUCCAUACACGCACCACCCUCUGCCUGAAAAAGUUGCCCCUCAGGUCCCUUUUAAAUCUUUCUCCUCUCGCCUUAAACGUAUGGCCCUCUCAUUUUGGACUCCCCUACCCUGGGGAAAAAAGACCUCUGUUGUUCACCUUAUGUAUGCCCCUCAUGAUUCUAUAAACUUCUAUAAGGUCACCUCCUCAGCCUCCAACGUUCCAGUGACAAAAGUCCCGGCCUAUUUUCCUAACUCAAACUGAAAGCAUUUAGGGUCUCUGGUUCUACCGUCAACUCAGCCAGCGAUUUCCAGACGCCCACCCACACCCUCUGUAAAAAUGUUUUUCCUCAUGUUCCCUCUAAUCCUCUGCCACUUGACCUCUGGUUUUUGAACUCUGCCGGGGCGACCAGAAUUUUACGCAGUAUUCCGUACGUGGCCUGACCAAUGUCUUGUAGAGCCGCAACAUGACAUCCCAACUCCUGUACUCAAAUGAUGAAGGUAAGCGUGCCAAACGCCUUCUUCACUGCCCCGUCUGCCUGUGAUACCACUUCCAAGUGAUCGCAGGAGCUGGAACGUUCUGUUUACUACACCCAGGACGCAGCCACAUUUCACUGAAACGCUGGUUCUGCUGAAAUGAAUAAAGUCUGGCCCGCUCGCUGGUUUUUGUUCUUUUGGAUGGAAGUGAAAAUAAAUCAGAUUUGUGUCAAA